This is a messenger RNA of Hipposideros armiger (great roundleaf bat), 1824 nucleotides long. RefSeq names its product ubiquitin conjugating enzyme E2 QL1 (gene UBE2QL1). The record is from RefSeq and is a predicted model, not a curated record. The transcript has 2 exons. The coding region runs from base 80 to 565 and encodes 161 amino acids. NCBI's taxonomy places the organism in Eukaryota, Metazoa, Chordata, Mammalia, Chiroptera, Hipposideridae.
CCCGGCGGGGGCGGCGGGCGGCAGCCUGGUGCCCGCGGCGCGCCAGCAGCACUGCGCGCAGGUGCGCAGCCGGCGGCUCAUGAAGGAGCUGCAGGACAUCGCGCGGCUCAGCGACCGCUUCAUCUCCGUGGAGCUGGUGGACGACAGCCUCUUCGACUGGAACGUGAAGCUGCACCAGGUGGACAAGGACUCGGUGCUGUGGCAGGACAUGAAGGAGACCAACACGGAGUUCAUCCUGCUCAACCUCACCUUCCCCGACAACUUCCCCUUCUCGCCGCCCUUCAUGCGGGUGCUCAGCCCGCGCCUGGAGAACGGCUACGUGCUGGACGGCGGCGCCAUCUGCAUGGAGCUGCUCACGCCGCGCGGCUGGUCCAGCGCCUACACGGUGGAGGCCGUCAUGCGCCAGUUCGCCGCCAGCCUGGUCAAGGGCCAGGGGCGGAUCUGCAGAAAAGCCGGAAAAUCAAAAAAGUCCUUCAGUCGCAAAGAAGCCGAAGCCACCUUUAAGAGCCUGGUGAAGACGCAUGAGAAGUACGGCUGGGUCACCCCGCCGGUGUCUGACGGCUGAGGCCCGCCCCGCGCAGCAGACGCUCCGCCGCCUCUCCACACAGACGCCCGCCAUGUCCUCCUCGACGCUGAGCAUCCUCCAUCCUUUUCUACUCCAGCCGGAACUGAAUCCUGAACGCCGCCGAGACGCUUAAGUUAUUAAUGAGCAGAUGUGUUUACAGAGAGAGAGAGAGAGAGAGAGAGGGAGCAAACGCUGUUCGGGAUUAAGUUUCGAUCAUAAAUGAAUGAUCAUCUCUCGGUCACUUUAGAACAGAUGUUGAGACGGUGGCACCUCCCAGCCCACCUGCCCCUCCGCCCCGGUCACGUCGCCCUUAGCUUCUUUCCAUGACGGUGGCAGCUCCAAAGAGCAGGCAGGAAACCCGAGGCCCGCGGCCCGCCGGCCCCGUUUCCGUGUCGGUGGCGCCGUGCACCUCCCGCAGGCGCCCUGUCGCCGCUAGAUGUGUGCUGUGCUCUGUGUCUCUGUUUCUCUCCCUGGCAGGGCAGCGUCACGCGACGACGUGCCUUCCUGUGGCCCCAUGUGACAACGUGUAGACCUCAUUUGUGCUAGGUGACCUUCGGUUCACGAAAACAAAAAUCUAACAUUGCCAGGCUCUAGUGAUUUGAAACAACAACUGCCCUCUUGGUUCAAAUGUGCUCUGGUUGCCGGCGGGGUGGCUGGUGUGCGUCUGUCCACGGUGGGCCGCGCGCGCCCCUGCAGGAGAGGCCGGUGCUGUGGCCACAGGGGGCGCACGCCACCGCCGACGCCAGGUGUGUGCGCGCUCCCUGGGGCUCAGAGCAACAGCUGGUCAGAUGCGGACAGUCUCUUUCCACGUCCUGAGAGGCUCCUCCGACCGCGUGUUUCUGUUCCUGUCUUCUCCCGGCUGGUCAGCCCACCACCAAACGCAAGGGACGAUUUCCCAUUCACUGAAGUCAUCUGACGCAUUUUCUCAUGUGUGCUAGUGACAGGGAAUGCCAGAACUGCCAAAGGAGACCAAGUGAUCCUACGAUGAUUUGCAUGACCGGGUUUAAUUCUUCACCCUGUAGUCGCUUGUGUAUCCCCCGAGGCCGGGAUGCGUGAGCUCCCUCGCUGUGAUCUAAAGCCCCUGUUCUUUAAUCUCCCCACAGUUUCAUUUCUCUCUUCUGUUAAGUUACUUAGAACUUUCUAAGAAACUCCAUGAAAUGAGGAAAUACUGUUUAUAAUAAUAUGCGGGAAGAGGAAAAAUGUACAUCCAAGUGGAAAAUCUUACUGGACACAUUUUAAAUAAAAUCAUGCAUACCUGA